Paramisgurnus dabryanus is the source of this 3144-nucleotide messenger RNA. RefSeq names its product integrin-linked kinase (gene ilk). Gene Ontology annotation, molecular function: protein serine/threonine kinase activity; ATP binding; protein binding. Gene Ontology annotation, biological process: protein phosphorylation; integrin-mediated signaling pathway; substrate adhesion-dependent cell spreading. Gene Ontology annotation, cellular component: stress fiber; focal adhesion. The record is from RefSeq and is a predicted model, not a curated record. Lineage: Eukaryota; Metazoa; Chordata; Actinopteri; Cypriniformes; Cobitidae.
UGCAGUGAUGCUUCUCUGCGGGGAAUGAGUGAGUGUCUGGCGGGGAGGAGAUCACACAGUCGGGCAGUAGUAGGGUGUGGACGCAGGAAGAGUGUCGGUCCGGACUAUCCCAGUCAUUACUGUUGGUCCAGUGCAGCUGAAAGCGGUCAUAUAAACAGCACAGACACCAGACGCUUGCCCUGAGGUUGCAAAGAGACUUUCCCGUCGCACCCAUCCCUUGGCUGGAUGUUCUGUCAUCCCGCGAUUCCUCUUUCGGGUACAUCAGCAUCAGACGUCUCUCCCAGGACGCUCCUGGUAGGGGACGAACGACUCCAUUAGUUUGAGAAGAGAGAGGGUUCUCAGAUGGACGACAUCUUCACCCAGUGCCGCGAAGGCAACGCGGUAGCUGUCCGCCUGUGGUUGGACAACACUGAGAAUGAUCUUAACCAAGGAGAUGAUCACGGUUUCAGUCCGCUACACUGGGCGUGCCGCGAAGGCCGUUCAGGGGUCGUGGACAUGCUCAUCAUGAGAGGGGCCCGCAUCAAUGUUAUGAACCGCGGGGACGACACACCCUUGCACCUGGCUGCCAGCCACGGCCACCGUGAAAUUCUGGGCAAGCUGAUUCAGUUUAAAGCAGAUACCAAUGCGACUAAUGAGCACGGCAACACCCCUCUCCAUUACGCCUGCUUCUGGGGCCACGACCUAGUGGCUGAGGAUCUGGUCACUAAUGGUGCUCAGGUGAGCAUCUGCAACAAGUAUGGAGAAACUCCUCUGGACAAGGCCAAGCCACCGCUUGCAGCGAAUCUAAAAGAGCUGGCAGAGAAACAGGGGCAGAGCCUGACCAAAGUUCCAUUUAAAGACACUUUCUGGAAGGGAACCACCCGAACACGACCACGUAAUGGCACACUAAACAAACAUUCUGGCAUAGACUAUAAGCAGCUCUCCAUGUUAGCCAAGGUCAAUGAGAACCACUCUGGCGAGUUGUGGCAGGGUCGUUGGCAGGGAACGGAGAUCGUCAUCAAGAUGCUACAAGUGCGAGACUGGACUACCAGAAAGAGUCGUGACUUCAACGAGGAGUACCCGAAACUGAGAAUCUUCUCUCAUCCAAAUGUGUUGCCUGUUUUGGGGGCGUGUCAGGCCCCUCCCGCCCCUCACCCCAUUAUAAUCACACACUGGAUGCCCUAUGGCUCCCUCUACAAUGUGCUUCAUGAGGGCACCAACUUUGUUGUGGAUCAGACGCAGGCUGUAAAGUUCGGUCUGGAUAUCGCGUGUGGAAUGGCUUUCCUGCACACGCUUGAGCCCAUGAUUCCUCGUCAUUAUCUCAACAGCAAGAGCGUCAUGAUUGAUGAAGACAUGACUGCUAGGAUAAGCAUGGCAGAUGUGAAGUUCUCUUUCCAGUGUCCCGGUAGAAUGUACUCUCCGGCGUGGAUGGCACCUGAAGCCUUGCAGAAGAAGCCAGAAGAGAUUAACCGGCGUUCGUCAGACAUGUGGAGCUUCGCCGUGUUGCUUUGGGAGCUGGUCACCAGAGAGGUGCCAUUCGCUGACCUCUCAAACAUGGAGAUUGGCAUGAAGGUGGCACUAGAGGGACUGCGGCCCACUAUCCCACCGGGCAUCUCUCCUCACAUCUGCAAGCUGAUGAAGAUCUGCAUGAACGAGGAUCCUGCCAAGAGGCCUAAAUUUGACAUGAUCGUACCCAUCCUAGAGAAGAUGCAAGACAAAUGAGCAACCCUGCUGAGGCGUCCCCUCCCAAACACUGAGUUCACAGUAUUGCCUUAAAAAUUCACCACUCACCAAAGUGCUAUAAGCCACUGUAGCCCUCUGCUUUAUUGAAGCACUGUUGAACAUUUUAAAGCCACAUUCUCUGUAACUCAUAUAUGGUUAUAUGCAAUGGAUAAAUGGCGUGUGUUUAUGCAUUUACGUGUUUAUCGGUCUGUCUUUUUCUCAUUGUGUUUAUGAAACAACGCGCGCCUCUCUCAGAACCUCUUUUCUGUAGCCAUUAAACAGAAACAAUGGUUGUUGGAUGCAGUGAAUGUACUGUAAAGUCCGUUUUCAACUAACCAUUCCAUUUCUGUCAUCUUUACUCCUUCAUUGAAAUCAAUUCAUUUUGAAGGGCAUUGUGGCUUUCAUGUGUGUGUCCUACCUAAGGGGCAUUUACUAUGGAACAAAGAGGGGUUCAUAUCGCUUUCUGUGUUAGCUGUAUGCAAAAAGCAUGCAGCAUCAGCUGUUAGUAUUUAUGAGCAUGGUGCCAUUGUCUAAUACCGUGUUUUCCUCUGAUCAUCCCAGAUAGCAAAAGUCUAAAGGUUAAAGACUGAGUUUGCCUGAGGUCUGUAUUUUUUCAUGGUCUAAAAAAAGCAGUGCAAUAUUAUUAGCUAAUGCCAAUUUUAAGCCUUAUCAUAUAAACCAAAUUCAAAAGUGCCCAUUGUAUCACCCUCUCAGAGCAGGGAGAUACGUGUUAUAUAAACCAGAUGUGUUAUAGAAGGUACCAUAAGCUAAUGGAAAAACCUUUUACAGAUCUCACAUCAAAUGUGAGAACUCUAAAGCCGCAGGUUGACAUGCAUUAAACGUCAUAUCACACCCGUCAUAUCAGCCCUUUUUUUGACACAUACACCCACUGUAUUUACUUGAUAACCUUAUAAGUGCAUGAUUUUACCCUGUGCUCUAUCCCCUUUUAUGUAACUAACAAGUCCUGCUCAUCUAUCCUAAUUUGCAUUGUACAUGUUAAGCAUGUUAGGUGCUGUAAGGUAAUGUCUGAAAGAUUUUGAUACUGUAUACAUGUUUUUUUUUUAACAUGGGGGAAAUACAACGCCCAUGAUUGACUUUAUUUUAUUUUGCUUUUCUAAACACUACAUCUGUUUACUUCCUCGUUUCUCUUUAACAGUGUUCCUCUUUCAGUUACCCCGUGUGUUAUAGGAAGCCAAGCGAAAAGAAAUAUGUACUUGACAUGCAUAUGUGUUUUUGUUUUUACCUUUUUAAAGCCAACAGCUGUAAUAAUGCAAGCAAGACUGUUUAUCUAACUUAUGCUCACUGUUGUUUGAGGUUUUUAAUGAAACAUUAUGUGGCUUUUCUUUGUUAUUUUGGAGAUUUGGGCUGUUUAUAUUUUAUUAUUGUAGCAAACGUUUGCUAAAGUAAAACAAGAACAAAUAAAAAUGUUUUGGUCAUGCAGAA